GGCAUCCUGCUUCAAGGGUUUCUCCUCAGCAGCUCUACAGACGCUCCUCAGCCUCCAAAGGGACCCUAGAGAUGUCUCCCUCUGCCAGCCUGCUGCUGCUGCUCUUGCUUGGCCUCUCUCAUGCUCUUCCUCUCCAUGAAGAAAGAGACAAAGAUAGAGACAGAGAGUAUAAAGGAGACCUAGAUGACAAACCAGAUGGAGAAAGAGAGAUUAAAGGAGACCUAGAUGAUGAACAAGAUGAUGAACAAGAGAAUAAAGGAGACCAAGAUGAUGAACAAGAUGAUGAACAAGAAGAUGAACAAGAGAAUAAAGGAGACCUAGAUGAUGAACAAGAUGAUGAACAAGAUGAUGACCAAGAUGAUGAACAAGAAGAUGAACAAGAGAAUAAAGGACACCAAGAUGAUGAACAAGAGAAUAAUGGAGACAUAGAUGAUGAACAAGAUGAUGACCAAGAGAAUAAAGGACACGUAGAUGAUGAACAAGAUGAUGACAAAGAUGAUGAACAAGAUGAUGACAAAGAUGAUGAACAAGACGAUGAACAAGAGAAUAAAGGAGACCUAGAUGAUGAACAAGAUGAUGACCAAGAUGAUGAACAAGAGAAUAAAGGACACCUAGAUGAUGAACAAGAUGAUGACCAAGAUGAUGAACAAGAGAAUAAAGGAGACCAAGAUGAUGAACAAGAUGAUGACCAAGAUGAUGAACAAGAGAAUAAAGGAGACCAAGAUGAUGAACAAGAGAAUAAAGGACACCUAGAUGAUGAGCAAGAUGAUGAACAAGAUGAUGACCAAGAUGAUGAACAAGAGAAUAAAGGACACCUAGAUGAUGAACAAGAUGAGGAACAAGAUGAUGACCAAGAUGAUGAACAAGAGAAUAAAGGACACCUAGAUGAUGAACAAGAUGAUGAGCAAGAUGAUGAACAAGAAGAUGAACAAGAGAAUAAAGGACACCUAGAUGAUGAACACGAUGAUGAACAAGAGAAUAAAGGACAGCUAGAUGAUGAACAAGAUGAUGAACAAGAUGAUGAACAAGAUGAUGACCAAGAUGAUGAACAAGAAGAUGAACAAGAGAAUAAAGGACACCUAGAUGAUGAACAAGAUGAUGAACAAGAAGAUGAACAAGAGAAUAAAGGACACCUAGAUGAUGACCAAGAUGAUGAACAAGAAGAUGAACAAGAGAAUAUAGGACACCUAGAUGAUGAACAAGAUGAUGAGCAAGAUGAUGAACAAGAAGAUGAACAAGAGAAUAAAGGACACCUAGAUGAUGAACAAGAUGAUGAUCAAGAUGAUGAACAAGAAGAUGAACAAGAGAAUAAAGGACACCUAGAUGAUGAACAAGAUGAUGAACAAGAUGAUGAUCAAGAUGAUGAACAAGAAGAUGAACAAGAGAAUAUAGGACACCUAGAUGAUGAACAAGAUGAUGAGCAAGAUGAUGAACAAGAAGAUGAACAAGAGAAUAAAGGACACCUAGAUGAUGAACAAGAUGAUGAUCAAGAUGAUGAACAAGAAGAUGAACAAGAGAAUAAAGGAGACCAAGAUGAUGAACAAGAGAAUAAAGGACACCUAGAUGAUGAACAAGAUGAUGACCAAGAUGAUGAACAAGAGAAAGGACAUCUAGAUGAUGAACAAGAUGAUGAACAAGAGAAUAAAGGACAUCUAGAUGAUGAACAAGAUGAUAACCAAGAUGAUGAACAAGAGAAUAAAGGACACCUAGAUGAUGAACAAGAUGAUGAACAAGAUGAUGACCAAGAUGAUGAACAAGAGAAUAAAGAACAUCUAGAUGAUGAACAAGAUGAUGAACAAGAUGAUGAGCAAGAUGAUGAACAAGAUGAUGAACAAGAGAAUAAAGGACACCUAGAUGAUGAACAAGAUGAUGACCAAGAUGAUGAACAAGAGAAUAAAGGACAUCUAGAUGAUGAACAAGAUGAUGAGCAAGAUGAUGAACAAGAUGAUGAACAAGAGAAUAAAGGACAUCUAGAUGAUGACCAAGAUGAUGAACAAGAGAAUAAAGGACACCUAGAUGAUGAACAAGAUGAUGAGCAAGAUGAUGAACAAGAGAAUAAAGGACACCUAGAUGAUGAACAAGAUGAUGACCAAGAUGAUGAACAAGAGAAUAAAGGACAUCUAGAUGAUGAACAAGAUGAUGAACAAGAUGAUGAACAAGAGAAUAAAGGACACCUAGAUGAUGAGCAAGAUGAUGAACAAGAUGAUGAACAAGAUGAUGACCAAGAGAAUAAAGGAGACCAAGAUGAUGAACAAGAGAAUAAAGGAGACCAAGAUGAUGAACAAGAGAAUAAAGGACACCUAGAUGAUGACAAAGUCCAUGAUGGGGUCAAACAUAGAGAAACAGAACAUGUGGACAUUAGCACCAGGAUUCUGAGAGCCAAUAAAGGUUCUGAUGAAAAUCUGAUUGAGGGAGACCUGGUGGUUCCCAAACACAGAAAUGCCAUCAAGUGUUUCUACGCCCAAUGCCUGUGGAGAAAAGGCCCAGAUGGCUUAGUGAAGGUACCCUACGUCAUCAGCAAGGACUUCAACUUUUAUGAGAAACAGAUAAUCCAGGGUGCUGCAAAUGCCUUUGGUCGCUCUACCUGCAUCCGCUACGUCCCUCGUACCAAUGAGAGAGACUAUAUCUACAUCGUGAAUAAAGGUGGAUGCUACUCCUCUCUGGGAAGAGUGGGAGGGGUGCAGGAGCUGUCUCUCAACAGGGCUGGCUGCAUCUACGGUGGAAUCGCCCAGCAUGAGAUGAACCACGCUCUGGGCUUCCAGCACGAGCAGGUCAGGAGUGACCGGGACCGCUACGUCAAGAUCAGCUGGCAGAACAUCACACCAGGCAGUGCUUACAACUUCUACAAAGCAGACACCAACAACCUGAACACUCCCUACGACUACAGCUCCAUCAUGCAGUACGGAAGAGAUGCUUUCUCCAUCGCCUACGGAAAGUACACCAUCACCCCCAUCCCCAACCCCAACACCCCAAUCGGUCAGAGGAUGGGGUUGUCCAGCUGGGACAUCAAAAGGAUCAACCUGCUCUACAAAUGCCACUAAAACCUGAUCUACUGAAUAAGUAAUGAGUAGUCUGAAAUAAAAGUUGAAAUGAAAAUAAAAACAAGCGCAUUUUGA
Molecule: messenger RNA, 3116 nt
Organism: Nothobranchius furzeri (turquoise killifish)
Lineage: Eukaryota; Metazoa; Chordata; Actinopteri; Cyprinodontiformes; Nothobranchiidae
Product: sarcoplasmic reticulum histidine-rich calcium-binding protein-like
Biological process (GO): proteolysis
Molecular function (GO): metalloendopeptidase activity; zinc ion binding
Source: RefSeq, a predicted model, not a curated record